Molecule: messenger RNA, 4881 nt
Organism: Truncatella angustata
Lineage: Eukaryota; Fungi; Ascomycota; Sordariomycetes; Amphisphaeriales; Sporocadaceae
Product: P-loop containing nucleoside triphosphate hydrolase protein
Exons: 6
Coding region: 236-4645 (1469 amino acids)
Biological process (GO): transmembrane transport
Cellular component (GO): membrane
Molecular function (GO): ATP hydrolysis activity; ATP binding; ABC-type transporter activity
Source: RefSeq, a predicted model, not a curated record
GCAAUCACACACACCGUUGGUACGCAGUCGUACAUGUCAUAAAGGAAUGCUUUCGAUUCGACAGAUUCUGUCGCGUGCCUCCACCCUCGCGUCAGCACAUUGAUCAGCACUUCGCCAGUGCGUCAUUGAAGCUGGGGUAGGGGUUGGCGAAGAAAAAGGGUCAAGGUCGCGCACUUCAAUAGAAUAUGAUGCUACAGCUCAUUCUCAUCUUUAACCGCACCUUGAGUGCUCAAUCAUGUUCUCGACGUGCAACAAUGACGACUCCUUCGGACCGGGCGUCUCAGGUUGUCGUGAUGAUUUCGACUUUACAAUCGGUUUCGAGCAGCUCGUCUUCUCCGUUGUUCCUUCGGCACUCUUCAUCAUCCUGGCCAUAUGGCGAAUAGCUCUGUUCAUGCGUAGGCCUCAAAUAGUCCAUGCGCCGACGUUACGACUUGUCAAACUUGGGACCAUUGCCAUUCUUGCCGCACUCGAGUUUGUUCUUCUCAUACUGGCUGCGAUCAGGUCUCUCGAUAUAACCAGUUUGGCCAUUGCCUCUACCGCUUUACGAUUCGUCGCUGCAUUAUGCAUGAUACCAUUGUCCGUGUCUGACCAUGGCCGGUUGGCAAGACCUUCCGUGCUGUUAAGCAUUUAUCUAUUUCCCACGCUGCUUCUGGAUGCUGCCCAGACUCGCACGUACUGGUUGGCUGCCAGUACGCGACCUGAGGUUACAUACACCGCCAUCUUUACUGCAUCAUUGUCGCUCAAAGCCACAAUACUUAUUCUUGAAGCCCGAUCCAAAACGAAGUGGUUAAACAUCAAGGAGCCUUACAGUCCGGAAGAAACCAGCAGUAUAUACAGUCUAGGAGUGUUUUUCUGGCUCAAUAAAAUUUUCCUCACCGGUUAUCGGAAAGUUAUGGAUUUAAAGGAUCUGUAUCCUCUCGAUCGUGCUAUAGGUGGCGAAGCUCUAUACAAACGGUUUCAGAAGCAUGCUGUGUACUCUAAAAUGCAAGGCGACAAACAUGGAUUGGCCAAAGCAUUGGUGCGAACCCUGCGGGUCCCAAUCAUGUUUGUCAUUCUGCCCCGACUUGCCCUAACCGCCUUCACCUUCUGCCAACCCUUUCUAAUCAACUCUAUUCUUGAUCGCCUGUCCCAGCCCGUAACCGAUGCUUCAGUCAACGUUGGAUACGGCCUCAUAGGGGCCACUGCCCUCAUAUACGCCGGAAUUGCCGUAUCGACGGCUCUUUACUGGUAUUUUCAUUACCGGACGCUUCUGAUGGCACGUGGCGUCCUGGUGACAGCUAUUUACACCAAGGCCACUCAAGCACAGAUCGGUCCCGGAGAUUCGAGUGCGUCUUUGACUCUGAUGAGUGUCGAUAUUGAACGCAUCGUCAUUGGAUUCUCAUCCCUCCAUGAGGCUUGGGCCGGGAACAUAGAAGUUGUUCUGGCUAGCUGGCUGCUCUACAACAAGGUUGGUGCUGCAUUUGCGGCGCCAAUCGUGAUUGUGGUCCUUUGCUUUUUAGCUUUGUCUGUUAUCGUCAAGUUUACGGGAAAUGCACAGAGGAUGUGGAUGGCCGGCGUGCAGAAGCGUGUUGGCCUUACCUCCACUGUGAUAUCAAACAUGAAAAACAUCAAAGUUUCCGGUUUGGCCGCCCCCAUCACCGAAUUCGUCCAAAACCUUCGAGUCGAUGAGUUAAAUGCUGGUAGUCGUCUUCGCAAGCUGAAUCUUAUUACAACCGCCUUAGCCUUUGGGCCUCUUUUCGUUUCACCCAUCAUGACUUUCGCCAUUGCCCAACGCACUCUGGAUGCAACCACUCUAUUCACAUCGCUCUCGUGGCUCGUUCUCCUCGCCACUCCUCUUACUAAUGUCAUCAAAACCAUUCAGUUGGUGAUGUCGGGCUUGGCUUGCUUGGGUCGUAUCCAAGCCUUCUUGGAGAGUCCACCACGGAAAGAUUACCGGUUGGUUCCGUCGAAUGCCAACCAGGAGUUAGAGAAGGUUUCAAUUGAUACCAUACACGCACCAAACCGGCGAGAACGGGGCCAUGCUAAUCCUGCAAUCACUGUUAGUAACGGGAGAUUUGGCUGGGAAGAGGACACAGCGGUCCUCAAUGGUAUUGAUAUCAAGGUCCCUGAGUCGUCUCUAACAAUCGUUGUGGGCCCUAUUGGUUCUGGAAAGUCUACUCUGUGUAAAUCGUUACUGGGGGAAAUUCCUUUCAGCCGAGGCAGCGUCGCCAUGAGUACCAAAAUCGGCCGGGUUGCCUAUUGCGAUCAAACCCCUUUCUUAUCAAACUCCUCGAUCCGGAACAAUAUCCUCGGGUUUUCACCAUUCGACCAUCAGAGAUACGCCGAUGUGAUUGACGCCACAAUGCUCAGGCUUGACUUCGAGACGUUACCGCAAGGGGAUGAAACCAACAUUGGCAGUAAUGGGAUCACACUCUCUGGGGGACAGAAGCAGCGCAUCUCCCUUGCUCGGGCUUUAUACCUACAUUCAGACCUACUCAUUUUGGACGACGUUUUCAGCGGCCUAGAUGCUGAGACUGAAGAAUAUGUUUUUAGCCGGGUUUUUGGAGCUGGCGGUAUCAUUCAGCGACGUCAGGCCACAGUAGUGCUUUGUACCCACUCUGUUCGACAUUUGCCAUCUGCAGGACAUAUCAUUGUCCUUGGUAUCGAUGGCUCUGUAGUUGAGCAAGGUAGUUUUGAAGACCUAGUCGCCAAUGAGAACUACGUUCAUAGUCUUCGCCUCGCGGCACAGCGAAGCGAAUCGGACAGCGACACCUCCGAGUCUAAGGAUAGUCUUACAGACAUCAAGCCGACUGUAGUUGGCCUCGCGAGCUCAACGACUCCCGUCGUACCUAAAGUCCCGGCUACCGCGCGGCAACUGGGAGAUUGGACGGUGUACAAACACUACUUCAAGAGUAUGGGCUUGGUCCUUGCCGGGUCCCUGUUUUGGUGGGCAGCUCUAUACGGUUUCUUUUACAACUUUCCUACUAUCUGGCUCAAGUACUGGAGUGAUGACGAUUCUACCAACAAUCCCAGGCAUUCAUUCAGCUACUAUAUGGGGAUUUACGCCUUCCUUCAGAGCUUUUGUCUGGUCUCUUUAGUGGCCCUGGGGUACUUUAUCUGGGUUACUUCCAUCAAGAAGUCAGGAGCCCAUCUGCAUCACGAUGCUUUGCGUACGAUGAUUGGUGCCCCGCUGCAAUUCUUUACUACCACUGACCAGGGCGUUAUCACCAAUCUUUUUUCACAGGAUCUUAAUCUUGUUGAUACUGAAUUGCCAAACGCGUUGCUCAACUUCUUGUGCAACUUUGCCAUCGCCAUAGGGCAAGCGGCGGUUAUGAUAACUACAUCGCCCUAUAUUGCUAUCAGCUACCCUUUCCUAUUAUUCCUGAUGUGGCUCAUCCAGAAGUUCUACCUUCGUACCUCUAGACAGCUGAGGAUACUAGAUCUUGAAACCAAGAGCCCCUUGUACACCCACUUCAUCGACACUACUAGAGGCAUCGUUACAAUCCGAGCGUUCAACUACGUCUCUGAAGAGCAUUCCAAGAGCGUUGCCCUACUUGAUGAUUCACAGCGUCCAUUCUACCUUCUUCUGAUGGUACAGCAAUGGCUCACACUCGUGCUCAACCUCAUUGUUAUGGUACUAGCAAUUAUCCUUGUCACUCUCGCGUUGCAGCUUCGAUCAAACUCUGGUUUCGCAGGUGCUUCAUUAGUCACACUUAUGAGUUUUGGAGAUAGCCUAUCCAGUAUUGUUAUGCAAUGGACGAAGCUUGAAACAUCAAUUGGUGCUAUUGGACGAUUACGGACCUUCAGCGAUACGGUUGAACCUGAAAGCAUGGAAGGGGAGGAUAUCAGUCCUCCGGUGGACUGGCCACCAAGGGGCCAAAUUGAUUUCCAAGGUGUCUCGGCAAGCUACGACACCGGGACUCCCGGGGAAGAGCUGAACCUCGCUCUCAAUGAGGUCCAUCUCUCAAUAUCACCAGGCGAGAAAGUCGCUCUGUGCGGUCGCACAGGGAGCGGUAAAUCUAGCAUCAUUGCACUACUACUCAAGCUGCUCAACCCGACCGAAGACACUCGUUCGCAUGUAUAUAUCGACAAUGCCCCACUCCAUCGCAUAGACCGCCAAGCCCUACGUCUCCGGCUGAUAGCAAUACCCCAAGACGCCGUCUUUCUGCCCGAUGGCUCCACGUUCCAGCAAAACCUUGACCCCCUGGAUGUCGCCGAUGCCACUGAGUGCCGCGCUGCGCUCGAGCUCGUCGGCUUGUGGGUGGUGGUCGAGGAGCGCGGUGGCCUCGACGGCGCUAUGAAGUCCGACACCCUAUCUCAGGGCCAGCGCCAGUUGUUCUCGGUCGCACACGCUGUACUGCGGCGAAGGAUACGAGCCAGGAGUCUUGGGAUCACCACCGGUGGUGGUUCCAAUGGAGGCGUCCUCUUAUUGGACGAAGUAACUUCGUCGGUUGACCAAGAGACCGAAAGUAUUAUACAAAACAUCAUCAAGGUGGAGUUUCAGGAUUACACUAUCCUUGCAGUAAGCCACCGGCUGCGGUUUGUGAUGGACUUUGAUCGAGUCGUGGUCAUGGAUCGGGGCAAGGUAGUUGAGGUUGGCAAUCCUAAGGAACUAGCCGAGGGCGACACCAGAUUUGGGGAUUUAUGGAGGGCCGGGGGGAGGUAGCCACCUGUCUGACAAAGGAUGUUAUCGUCCCUUUGGAGUCGUUAGAAUGCCAGUCCCAUACUGGCGACCCAGACAGAGCCUGAUAUGAAACUUUAUUUGAAACGCUGGGUUUUAUGAUGUUCGUCAGCAUGUCCGUUACGCACGUACAUCACAAGCGAAAAAUAGUGUGUCAGAAGAAGAAAAUCAUCUGAGAAAUGGAGGGAAAUCGACUCUAUUUUUUCCUUGCCAGUGUCAAU